AUGCGGGGGCGGGCGCCGGGCCGGGCGCGCGGGCGGGCGCUGGUUUAUAGCGCGCUGGGCCGCGCUGGCCGCACUCGCCCGCCGCCUCCGAGCGCUGCCAACGCUCUCGCUCGACUCGCCCGGGAUCCCCUGGACAUGGCGCCCCACGCCCGCCCGUUGCGUCCCGGCGUGGCCCGGCUGCUGCUCUUGGGCUGCCUCUUGGCUCCGGUGCCCGGCUUCGCAGGCACUACAGAUGUAGUGGUACCAUAUAAUUUGACUUGGAAAUCAACUAAUUUCAAGACAGUUUUGGAGUGGGAACCCAAAUCCGUCAAUCACGUCUAUACUGUUCAGAUAAGUGAUAAACUUGGAGAUUGGAGAGGCAAGUGCUUCUCCAUCACAGACACGGAAUGUGACCUCACCGACGAGAUCAUGAAGGACGUGAAUCAGACGUACAUGGCGAGGGUCAUUUCCAUCCCCGUGAAGGUCACCAGUUACACAGAGGAGCUCUCCUACAUCAACUCCCGGAAGUUCACACCUUACCUGGAAACCAACAUUAGUCAGCCAACAAUUCAGAGUUUUAAACAAGUUGGAACAAAACUGAAUGUGACUGUACAAGAUGCACAUACCUUAGUCAAGAUGAACCACACAUUCCUGAGCCUCCGGGAGGUCUUUGGCCAGGACCUCACCUAUAUACUGUAUUAUUGGAAAGCUUCCAGUACAGGAAAGAAAACAGCCAAGACAAACACUAAUGAGUUUCUGAUUGACGUGGAUAAAGGAGCAGACUACUGUUUCUGUGUCCAUGCAGUGAUUCUCUCACGAAAGUUAAACAAGAGGAGUCCCGAUAGCACCACCGAGUGCACCAGGCGAGGGAAAGUUGCAUCCCAAGAACUGUUCUUCAUCGUUGGAGCUGUGGUGUUCGUGGUCAUCAUCUUCAUCAUUGUCCUUGCUCUGUGUCUGCACAAGUGCAGGAAGAGGAAGGCAGGACACAGUAGGAAGGAGGGGUUCCCCCUCAACACAGCAUAAACACACGCUAUGGGAGCUGCCCGCUGCUAGAGUCUCGACUGUACUGUGACCAAGAACUCUUCAAAGGAUGGAUGAGAUGAAAACACAAAUGAAUAUUGCAGUACAUGGAGACCUUUGGGCAGGAAAGAGAAAAAGACAGAACAGGCUCUUAGUCAACCUGGUCUCACAAUUGGCAUUCCAGUUUCAACACUAGCAUGAGUCACUUUGGAAUUUAAAGAAUGGUACUGCUAACUCCAAGUUUUAAAGAUUUUUAUUUUAACACUAUGGCACAUUUUGCACAUACCGUGUGUUAAGACUAUGUAUUCUGUGUUCAAGAUGAUACCAGGUCAUCUGAGCAAGAACAAAUGCCUUUAAAACACAAAAUCCUAGGGGGAUGUUUGGGAAACUUUGAGAGACUGACAUCAACUCCUAUGGAAAUGUAAAAUGGAAAUGGGGUGGAUUUUUUUCUACCACAUGUCUAUUCUUUUGUCUUAUGGUGUUCUGUUCUGGUGGUUGUUUUAGUUUGAUUGUUCUCUGGUUUUGUUUUCCCUGGUUUUGUGUCUGUGUGGAAGUUUGAAACAACUGACCAAUUUUUAUAUGAAUGUAUUCAAUGCAGAGGACUUCCAUUUUGGACACAUUCCUAACAUACAUUACAGCUCAGCACUUUAACUGACAUAGAUGCUGUUGAUUGAACAUUUGACAGCUAGCUACCUGUCAAAUUAUUUUUGUACGACUACUACCCAAGCUACACAGAGUUUAUGAUUUGAGGUACUUAAGUUUCUGUGGUCUAUAUUUGUAUAUAUUUAUAUAAUUUUUUAAAAAGUUGUUGUAUAUGGGGGUUUUCUAUUUAUAGAGGUAAUAUUGUUCUAUUUGUAUAUUUUGAUAUAAUUUAUUUAAUAUACUUUUAUAUAAAUAAAAGGUGACUGGGAA
Sorex fumeus (smoky shrew) is the source of this 1911-nucleotide messenger RNA. It is a transcript of the gene F3, whose product is annotated as coagulation factor III, tissue factor. Gene Ontology annotation, cellular component: membrane. Gene Ontology annotation, molecular function: protein binding. Gene Ontology annotation, biological process: blood coagulation. The coding region runs from base 1 to 1002 and encodes 333 amino acids. The transcript is spliced from 6 exons. NCBI's taxonomy places the organism in Eukaryota, Metazoa, Chordata, Mammalia, Eulipotyphla, Soricidae. The record is from RefSeq and is a predicted model, not a curated record.